Harpia harpyja (harpy eagle) is the source of this 2788-nucleotide messenger RNA. It is a transcript of the gene NPHS1, whose product is annotated as NPHS1 adhesion molecule, nephrin. The transcript has 19 exons. Gene Ontology annotation, molecular function: protein binding. NCBI's taxonomy places the organism in Eukaryota, Metazoa, Chordata, Aves, Accipitriformes, Accipitridae. Gene Ontology annotation, biological process: cell-cell adhesion; axon guidance. Bases 691 to 2652 code for a protein of 653 amino acids. Gene Ontology annotation, cellular component: axon; plasma membrane. The record is from RefSeq and is a predicted model, not a curated record.
GACCCCCACGGUGGCGGAGAACGGGACGGUGGCCCUGUCCUGCACCAGUUCUCCCAGUAACCCCCCAGUCCAGCUGCGCUGGUGGCUGGGGGGGCGGGAACUGACCCCCACCGACGUCACCCGCACCCAGGCGGAGGGGCGUGGCUGGGUGACGGUGUCCAACGUCACGCUGGGGGGGCGGCGCCAGGAGCACGGGCGCCCCCUGGUGUGCGAGGCCGCCGCCCCCGGGCUGGGCGCGCGCAGCGCCACCCUGGUCCUCAGCGUCACCCACCCCCCCCAGCAGCUCUGGCUGGAGCCCCGCCCCCCAACUCCACCUUCCGGGUGGGGCAGCGCCUGCGCCUCGCCUGCCACGCCCGGGGGGGGCACCCGCCCCCCCGCCUGGUCUGGACCAAGGACGGCCGCCCGCUGAAGGAGGGCACCCAGGUGUGGGGGGGGGCGGUGGUGACGCGGGAGCUGGAGGUGACGGUGACCCCCAGCGACAACGGGGCCGCCUACGGCUGCCACCCCGCCGGGGACCCCCGCGGGCCCCCCCCCGGCGCCCGCACGCGCCUCCGCGUCCUCUUCCCGCCCGCGUCGGUGACCAUCACGGCCUCGCCCCGCGAGCCCCGCCCCGGCCACACCCUGACGCUCACCUGCCUGGCCGCCACCGCCCACCCCGCCCCCGACCUGCGCUGGCACCACCAGGGCCGCAUGCUGGCGGGGGAGCGGCUGCCCCCCAGCGCGGGCGCCUUCGGGGGGGUCUCGGCCGCCUCCCGCCUCCGCCUGCCCCUCGGCCCCGGGGACCAAGGCCAGCGCGUCACCUGCCACGCCCUCAGCCCCACCCUGGGCGUGGCGGUCAGCGCCGACCACCGCCUCGUCCUGCGGCAUGCCCCCCAGUUCUCGGCAGGGGCGGGGGCACUGGUGGUGGCGCGGGAGCACGGGGGGGCGCGGCUGCCCCUCACCGUCCUCGCCCACCCCCCCGUGGAGAGCUGCGCCUGGAGCCUGGCCGGCCGCCCCCUCCUGCCCGAGGGGUCCCCCCGUCACCGCCCGCUGGAGGGGGGGGGCCUGGACAUCGCCAACGUCACCCGGGGGGACGCCGGCACCUAUAGGGUGGAGUGCCGCAACGCCGAGGGGGCGGCCAGCACCCACCUCCGCCUCCGCGUACACUACCCCCCGGCCAUCGUGCGGGUGCCGGACCCCGUGGUGGUGGACGAGGGCGGCGCCGCGGAGCUGCUGUGCGAGGCCGAAGGCAGCCCCCUGCCCCCCGGCUGCCUCACCUGGGGACGCCUCGUACGGGGGACAUCGGGGGACGGGGGGACGCUGGGGGGACACUGGGGGCGCGGGGACAUUGGGGACGUGGGGGGGCGUCGGGGGGGUCGGGGGGCGUCGGGCGUCCCCCCGGAGCUGCGCCCCGAGGGCGGGGUCCCCGUGGGGCGCCUGCGGGUGCUGGGGGCGCGGCGGGAGCUGGGGGGGCCCUACGAGUGUCGCGUGGACACCGGGGUGGCCCCCCCCGCCCGCGCCAUCGUCCGCCUGGUGGUGCGCUAUGGCCCCGAGCUGGAGGCGGAGUCGGAGGCGGAGCCGGUGCCGGUGCUGGUGCCGGAUGGGGCGGACACGGCUCAGCUGCGGUGCCGCGCCCAGGGCGUGCCCGGGGUGCAGCUGCGCUGGGAGCACCGGGGCCACCCGCUGCGCCCCGAAGAGACCAGGUUCCAGGAGCACCAGUGGCACGAGGGUCCCUGGACCAGCAGCCUCCUCACCGUGGCCAACAUCAGCCAGGAUCGGGCCCGCCUCCGUGACCAGUACCACCACCGCGACUGGGACCAGUACAAGAACCGACACCGGCACCAGUACCUCAACUGGCACCAGGACCAGAACUGGGACUGGGACCAGAACCAAACCCUCGGCGCCUUCGUCUGCGUCGCCCAGAACCCGCUGGGCACCGUCCGGCGUCGCUUCCAGCUCCGGCUCGCCGAUCGCCCGGACCCCCCCCAAAACCUGCGGGUGUCGGGGGUCACCCCCACCUCCCUCCACCUGGCCUGGAGCCCCGGAUUCGAUGGGGGGCUGCCCCAGAGCUUCCUCGUCAGCGCGAGAGGCCCCGGCGCCCCGCCCCCCGCCGCCACCCUGCUCGUGCCCGGCUCCACCCUGACGCUGGGGGGGCUCCGCCCUGCCACGCCCUAUGACGUCACCGUGAGGGCGCGCAACGACCGCGGGGACAGCGCCGCUGCCGUCAUCAGAGCCGUCACUUCCGAGCUGCCCGAUGAUUCGCUGGGUGAGGGGGAGGAGCCGGCCACGCCCCCUGCAGCAGGCUUUGCGUUUCCCCCCGCCCUGGCGGGGGCCCUGAGCGCCCUGGGGGGGCUCCUGCUCCUGGGUCACGCCGCCCUGUGGGGGGCGCUGUGGCGGCGACGUCACAUCCGGGGGGCGGAGCCGGGAGUUCGGCGGGGGGACCCGGCCAUCGGCGUCAAGGCGGGGUCGCCCAACGAGUACGGUCACGUGACCGCCGCGCCCGAAAGCUUGGAGCUGAGCUCUACGGGGUCGUGGGUGACCCCCAGCGACCCCCACCCAUGGGACCCUGUUGUGGGAGAAUUCCACCCCUACGAGGACGUGGCCGAGUGGGGGGGCUACGAGGAGCUGACCCCCCCGGAUCUUCGCUUCACCGCCCAAGGGGAGCUGGUGUGAAAGGAGGGCGUGGCGUGGCCCAUCAACAAGCCACGCCCCUCCGGACAUGCCCCCUCCAACAAGCCACGCCCCUCCAACAAAGCCCCCACCCCCCCACCCUAAUAAACCCCGCCCCCUCGGCGGGGGAGGAGCUUAA